UCGAAAUUGACAUCAGUCACUGUGUAUUUUUCAGCUUGAAUAUUAGAUUUAUUACCUACCUCAAAGUCAAGAUGAUUCCUCUUUCCAGAAUUCUUCGCAUGAAUGAAACCGUUAUAAUAACAAGACAAGUGCAGAGGGCGCUCUCGUCCCAGACGGAUGGAGAAGUACGAAUCGCGCAGAUAUUAAGAGAAAAGUUUCCGCAAGCUGCGUCUUUGAAAGUAGUGGACAUUUCAGGUGGCUGUGGAGCAAUGUAUGAAAUACAUAUAGAAUCAGACGAAUUUAAGGGGAAAAGAACAGUGCAGCAACAUCAGUUAGUUAACCAGGCCCUCAAAGAUGAGAUCCAAGCAAUGCAUGGUCUGCGCAUAUUUACAGAUGUUCCCAGAGAGUAGGAGCAAGAACUCUUGAGACAGUUAUGUAAUUCCCUGCUUUGACUAAUACAAAAGAACUUCAUACUGAUUAGUUAUAACCACAAUGCAGUGCAACCCUCUCCUCACAGGCAGAUGCUUUAACAUUCACUACAUGCAUAUUUUCAAAGUAUUGUUAGUUCACAGCUGGGCAUUAAUUGACAAUGGACAGCUCAUGACUAGCUCAUGAAUGCAAAGUAAAUGUAGGUGUGCUUAUAGUUUUAAAACCUCCAGUAUAUUUGUCUCUACUAAUUUUCAAUUUAAAUGUGGCAAAAUUAGAUUAUUUAUUUUGUCAUGCUGCUCAAAUUCAUAUCGUAAGUGAUGUCUUCUAAGGGGGGUUUCAGUGACCUCAAACACUAUGAAACGCACAAUGUGACAGGGUCACAAACCAAUUUAGCCUUUUGCUGGUGCAAUUUCAAUAAAUGAAUAGCCAUGAAA
Molecule: messenger RNA, 842 nt
Organism: Megalops cyprinoides (Indo-Pacific tarpon)
Lineage: Eukaryota; Metazoa; Chordata; Actinopteri; Elopiformes; Megalopidae
Gene: bola3
Product: bolA family member 3
Exons: 4
Coding region: 72-389 (105 amino acids)
Source: RefSeq, a predicted model, not a curated record